This is a messenger RNA of Neopelma chrysocephalum (saffron-crested tyrant-manakin), 253 nucleotides long. RefSeq names its product anion exchange protein 2-like. The record is from RefSeq and is a predicted model, not a curated record. The transcript is spliced from 3 exons. The annotation marks the transcript as partial. NCBI's taxonomy places the organism in Eukaryota, Metazoa, Chordata, Aves, Passeriformes, Pipridae.
GCUGGGGGAGCUGCCCGCUCAGCCCCGGUGCCGGCCCGCAGCCCGAGCAGGAGGCACCGGGCGCCGGCUCACCUGUCUUCGGGGAGGAGGAGGAGGAGAAGGACCUGAACAAGGCGCUGGGCGUGGAGCGCUUCGAGGAGAUCCUGAGCGACGCUCACCCCCGAAACGCUGAGGAGGCCGGACGCAGCUACGGCGAGGAGGACUUUGAGUACCACCGCCAGUCGUCCCUCCACAUCCACCACCCGCUCUCCAC